AUGGUCACCUCGAUCCACCCAAACCGGGAGAAGAACAAAGAUGGCGAAAAGUACAACUUUGAGGUAUCCGAGGGGGACAAUUUGCUCGACAUAGCGCAGGCUAAUGACCUGGAGAUGGAAGGCGCAUGCGGUGGCUCGUGUGCUUGCUCGACAUGUCAUAUAAUCAUUAGCGACCCAGACAAAUACGAUGCUAUACCUGAGCCGGACGACGAUGAAAACGACAUGUUGGACCUCGCUUUCGGGUUGACAGAGACGAGUCGGCUGGGCUGUCAAGUCAAGAUGACCCCAGCACUGGACGGACUAGAGGUUAAGCUACCUGCAAUGACAAGGAACAUGCAAGCCAGCGAUUUUGGUGGUGUGAAUCCAAAGCAUCAUUAG
This is a messenger RNA of Lithohypha guttulata, 378 nucleotides long. RefSeq names its product mitochondrial matrix iron-sulfur protein (gene YAH1). The coding region runs from base 1 to 378 and encodes 125 amino acids. Gene Ontology annotation, molecular function: 2 iron, 2 sulfur cluster binding. Gene Ontology annotation, cellular component: mitochondrion. Gene Ontology annotation, biological process: positive regulation of oxidoreductase activity; P450-containing electron transport chain. The transcript is spliced from 3 exons. The record is from RefSeq and is a predicted model, not a curated record. NCBI's taxonomy places the organism in Eukaryota, Fungi, Ascomycota, Eurotiomycetes, Chaetothyriales, Trichomeriaceae.